AUGAUCAACGCCGUGCUCGUCUUCAACAAUACCGGGCAAGCGCGCCUUACCAAGUUCUACACAGAAAUUGAUACCCAAACAAAACAAUCUCUCAUUGCACAGAUCUACGACCUAGUCGCCCAACGUCCAGCAAGCGCUUGCAACUUCCUCCCUCUCCCUCCCCUCCUCGCGCGUGGUGCCCGCUCCAGCGCAGCUCUUGGUCCCUCGGACGCUCCUACACAAAUCACCUACCGGACAUAUGCUACGCUUUCAUUCAUCAUGAUCUCCACAUCCACCGAGUCCCCGCUUGCGCUUAUCGACCUGAUCCAGGUUUUUGUCGAAGCUUUAGACCGCGUCUUCGAGAACGUCUGCGAACUGGACCUUAUCUUCGGCUACGAAACCAUGCACGCUGUACUGGCUGAGAUCAUUGUUGGAGGUAUUGUGGUGGAAACGAAUAUUGAGAAGAUUGUUGGGGGUGUAAAGAUCCAGGAAGGGGAUUAUGGGAAAAGGAAGGCUAUACAGGCAGCGAGUUCGAGUGUUGGGCGGGGUGCAUUUCCGGGGCUGGGAGCGUGGCGGUGA
Aspergillus chevalieri is the source of this 558-nucleotide messenger RNA. It is a transcript of the gene APS3, whose product is annotated as putative AP-3 adaptor complex subunit sigma. Gene Ontology annotation, cellular component: intracellular membrane-bounded organelle. Gene Ontology annotation, biological process: vesicle-mediated transport; protein transport. The transcript is spliced from 2 exons. The record is from RefSeq and is a predicted model, not a curated record. NCBI's taxonomy places the organism in Eukaryota, Fungi, Ascomycota, Eurotiomycetes, Eurotiales, Aspergillaceae. The coding region runs from base 1 to 558 and encodes 185 amino acids.